Molecule: messenger RNA, 2120 nt
Organism: Schizophyllum commune H4-8
Lineage: Eukaryota; Fungi; Basidiomycota; Agaricomycetes; Agaricales; Schizophyllaceae
Exons: 5
Coding region: 197-1576 (459 amino acids)
Biological process (GO): unsaturated fatty acid biosynthetic process
Cellular component (GO): endoplasmic reticulum membrane
Molecular function (GO): stearoyl-CoA 9-desaturase activity; heme binding; iron ion binding
Source: RefSeq, a predicted model, not a curated record
CAAAGUCCAUGGCGUGGCGUCUCGGGCGCGCAGAAACUGCGGUUACAGAGAGUCCUGGGGCUGGAAUACGACGGCAGACGCGCGUAAUCACCCCCAACGCUGCCCCACAGUGUUGGGUUCGCAUCCAUAUAAGCGCUGAGGCGCGACGAGUCCCCCAUCCUUCCUCCGCCAGCUUCUUCUCCCUCCCAACGUCGCCAUGUCCGACGUCGGCGUUGAAAUGCGCGUCACGGACGAGCAGUCGUCCGACCUGAACAUACCGGACAACUACGUCCAGCACACGCUCAAGACGACGAAGGCCCUCCCGCCCAUCACCUGGGCGAACCUGCUCCAGAACAUCAACUGGAUCAGCUUUAUGCUGCUGACGGCGACCCCGAUCAUCGGCGCCUGGGGCGCGUUGACGACGAACUUGCGCUGGGAGACGGCGGCGUUUGCGGUCCUUUGGUACUUUGCGACCGGCUUGGGGAUCACGGCCGGGUAUCAUCGUCUGUGGUCUCACCGCGCGUACAAUGCAUCUAUUCCACUGCAGUACGCACUUGCUCUUGCGGGUGCAGGCGCGGCCGAGGGUAGCAUCAAGUGGUGGAGCCGUAGUCAUCGCGCCCACCAUCGCUACACCGAUACCGAACUCGACCCGUACAACCCUCACAAGGGCUUUUUCUACUCGCACAUUGGCUGGAUGCUGGUCAAGCCUCGCCGCCGUAUGGGUGUCGCGGACGUCUCUGACCUCUCCAGGAAUCCCGUCGUGCGCUUCCAGCACGCGCACUACGUCAAGCUCAUGGUCUUCAUGGCCUUCAUCUUCCCCACCCUUGUCGCCUGGCUCGGCUGGGGCGACGCGCGCGGCGGCUACAUCUACGCCGGUGUCAUCCGCCUCUGCUUCGUGCACCACUCGACCUUCUGUGUGAACUCGCUCGCGCACUGGCUGGGCGAGACGCCGUUCGACGACAAGCACACGCCGCGCGACCACUUCGUGACCGCGCUCGCGACGAUUGGCGAGGGGUACCACAACUUCCACCACCAGUUCCCGAUGGACUACCGGAAUGCGAUCAAGUGGUACCAGUACGACCCGACGAAGUGGUUCAUCGCGACGUGCCGCUCGAUCGGCCUCGCCAGCCACCUCAAGGUGUUCCCCGACAACGAGGUCCGCAAGGGCCAGCUCACCAUGCAGCUCAAGCGCCUGCGCGAGACCCAGGAGCGUCUGACGUGGCCGUCGGACAGCAACGACUUGCCGGUUAUCACAUGGGAGAGCUUCCAGGAGCAGGCCGCGAGCCGCCCGCUCAUCCUCAUCGCCGGCUUCAUCCACGACGUUUCGACCUUCAUCGACGAGCACCCUGGCGGUCCGCACCUCAUCGUCAAGUUCAUCGGCAAGGAUGCGACGACCGCGUUCUUCGGCGGCGUCUACGACCACUCGAACGCGGCGCACAACCUACUCGGGAUGAAGCGCGUUGGUGUCCUCCACGGUGGUGCCCCGCAUAUUCUUGACCUUGCUGAUGAGAAGAAGAUUCCUCCCUCGCAGCGCUUGAAGAUCGCUCGUUAUAGCGAGCUGAGCUCCAGCGGCUCCAGCUCAGAGGCGGGCUUCUAGAUGUCUUGAUCAUUGGCUGUCAGUCGUUGGAUAAGUGGGCAAGCUGGAUACUAGUAGCCUCUAUGAGAAGGCUGAGGCCUGCACUGGGAGUGGAUCGCACUGUGUCGGCGAUAAACUGCGAAGCGCACGUAGAAGGGGCCUGAUAGGCGCCACAACACAGGACAGUGUACGCAUAUGCAUUACGAAUCUUUCUUCGCUCAGAGCGAGAUUUCAACACGGAUUUCAAGCUCCCUAAUAGUGAGUACAUUACACAUAGCGCAAGCGUACAUUAAAUAAGUAGGUCGUCUCAUGAAGACGACGUCCCGUCCCAUCCCAAGCAAGUGCACCCCAAGGAGAAUCACAAGGACUACUUAUUCUACAUCAUUAUAAGUUAUCUACACGAGCAUUCCCGCGAUCCCAGCGGUCUGCAACGUCGAGAUGAAGCCACAGAUCAUCGCCGACACCGCCGUGCGCGCGAUGAUGCCGCUCCGACUCGGCGCCAUCGCGCCCAGGACACCGAUCUGGAUGCCCAGGGAGCCCAGGUUGGCGAAGCCGCAGAGGGAGU